Bombus pyrosoma is the source of this 1615-nucleotide messenger RNA. RefSeq names its product serine-threonine kinase receptor-associated protein (gene wmd). The transcript is spliced from 5 exons. Gene Ontology annotation, molecular function: RNA binding; protein binding. Lineage: Eukaryota; Metazoa; Arthropoda; Insecta; Hymenoptera; Apidae. Gene Ontology annotation, cellular component: SMN complex. Gene Ontology annotation, biological process: spliceosomal snRNP assembly. The record is from RefSeq and is a predicted model, not a curated record. The coding region runs from base 183 to 1175 and encodes 330 amino acids.
ACGAUCAGUGUCGCGUCGUACGUAGAUGGUGACGGUUCGUUGGAAGUGGAUUCAGAGAUCGUGGGAAGCUCACAGGGAGUGUGGAAGUAGAUUUGCAGGUAAAUCUCUUCCUCGCACCCUAAGGGGUGUUGGUGCAUCGAAAAAAGAGAACGACCCAUCGUUUGCGAUUGUAAUUACACACUAUGGCGAAUUUGAGACAGACUCCGCUGACAUGUAGUGGACAUACUAGACCCGUGGUGCAUCUUGCAUUCUCCGAUAUCACUGAAUCUGGAUAUUAUCUGAUUUCGGCGUGUAAAGAUGGCAAACCUAUGUUACGACAAGGAGAUACUGGAGAUUGGAUUGGAACAUUUGAAGGACAUAAAGGAGCGGUAUGGGGUGUUGCAUUAAACCCUCGGGCUACAAGAGCUGCUUCAGGAGCUGCGGAUUUUAAUGCUAAAGUCUGGGAUGCAAUUAAAGGAGAAGAAAUUCAUUCGUUUCAACACAAGCAUAUUGUGAAGUCUGUCAACUUUAGCAUUGAUUCCAAUUAUUUGUGCACAGGUUCUAAUGAGAAACUCGUGCGAAUUUAUGAUCUUAACAAACCAGAUGCAGCACCACAGGUGUUCUCAGGUCAUAAAAAUGGUAUUAGGCAUGUUACGUUUUUCAAUAAUGAUACUGCAUUAAUUACCUGUGGCGAUGACAAAACAUUGAGAGUUUGGGACAGAAAGAGUGGUCAGGAAGUAAGAAGGUUAGAUUUUCCAGCAAUUCCAAAUUCUAUGGAAGUGUCAAGAGAUGGGAACAUUAUUACCACAACUCACUCCAACAUAGUCACCUUUUGGAAUAGCAGAGAAUUAACCAAGUUACGUGAAUACACUGCGCCGACGCAAAUGAAUAGUGCUAGUUUGCAUCCAGAUUGUAGUAUUUUUGUAUGUGGAGGAGAAGACUUAAAAAUGUACAAGUUUGAUUACGCUACGGGUACAGAAAUUGAAUCAUUCAAAGGCCACUUUGGUCCUGUACAUUGUGUACGUUUCUCACCAGAUGGUGAAUUAUAUGCUAGCGGUUCAGAAGACGGCACCUUGAGAUUAUGGCAAACAACCGUUGGCAAAACAUAUGGUCUUUGGCGAUGUAUAGAACAAACGCCUGCAAUACAAGAGAAUACUGCUGUGCUGAAUAAUAAACAAGAAGUUCCUGCCAGUUAAAAAUCUAAUGAUUUACAAAUAGUGCAAAGUACUUUAAAUGAAGAAAAAGAAAAGAACGGAACAAACACUUCAUUUAUAGAUGUGUGUAAAUGAAGCGACACAGAACGAAUUUUCAUAACGACUCGUGUUGGAAUUGUAUUUAAUCGGCUGAUGUCUACCAUAUGUUUUGUAAAUAUCAGAUCUGUAUAAUCAACGUCUCAAAUCAGCCUAUUAAUUGUGGUAUUCUCGAGAAGACUAAAAAGCGGACCAACCUUCAUUGUAGUCUAAUAAGUCAUGGAAGAGUGGGACGCCUUUCGCUAUUUAUUAUAAAGCAGAAAAAGAAAAAGAAACAUUAACAUUUAUUAACGUUAUACAUGUCACUAUUAUACUACAAAAUUAGAUAGAGGUGUAAUGACAAAAAGAAAGACAUUCAGAAUUAAAUUUUGUGUUCGCAUUUGUUA